Neltuma alba is the source of this 1738-nucleotide messenger RNA. Its product is annotated as myb-related protein 2. The transcript has 7 exons. NCBI's taxonomy places the organism in Eukaryota, Viridiplantae, Streptophyta, Magnoliopsida, Fabales, Fabaceae. Bases 153 to 1391 code for a protein of 412 amino acids. The record is from RefSeq and is a predicted model, not a curated record. Gene Ontology annotation, molecular function: DNA-binding transcription factor activity; DNA binding.
AUGUCCAGAGAAGAAACUAGACAAGCAUCACAAGUUGUCAGAAGUUCAGAUCACCAUUAUCAGGGCGAGUAACAAUACUUGAAACUAGAGAAUUACCAGGUUCCACCUCUUAGUGGUGUCAAAGAACUCCGGCGAAGAGUCCAACAGGUGGGAUGUAUCAUAAUCACCAGAGUCACGCAAAGAACAUCCAUUCUUCUUCUUCCAGAAUGCCGAUUCCUUCUGAGAGGCAUUUGUUCCUUCAAAGUGGAAAUGGGUCUGGAGAUUCUGGACUUGUACUUUCAACUGAUGCUAAACCCAGAUUGAAAUGGACACCAGAUCUUCAUGCCCGAUUUAUUGAAGCAGUCAAUCAGCUAGGAGGAGCUGACAAGGCAACUCCAAAAACAGUAAUGAAACUCAUGGGAAUUCCGGGGCUUACUUUAUAUCAUCUUAAGAGCCAUCUCCAGAAGUACAGACUGAGCAAGAAUCUGCAUGGACAAAGUAGCAAUGUAACACACAAAAUCACAACAAAUGCAAGUGCCGUUAGCGGAGAAAGACUUUCUGAAGCAAAUGGAACUCACAAUCAUAUGAGCAAUCUAACCCUCGGGCCGCAGGCUAAUAAUAACAAAGAUUUACAUAUAAGCGACGCGUUGCAGAUGCAGAUUGAGGUGCAGAGAAGACUAAAUGAACAACUUGAGGUUCAAAGACACUUACAGCUCCGAAUAGAGGCCCAAGGGAAAUACCUGCAGGCUGUGCUUGAGAAAGCUCAGGAGACGCUUGGCAGACAGAAUUCGGGAGUAGUGGGUCUUGAAGCUGCCAAAGUCCAACUCUCAGAACUAGUGUCCAAAGUAUCCUCUCAAUGUCUGAGUUCUACUUUUUCAGAGCUGAAGGAACUAAAUGCAUUUUGCCCCCAGAUCAACACACGAACCAACCAACAUAAUGACUGCUCAAUGGACAGUAGCCUCACAUCCUGCGAGGGAUCUCAAAGGGAUCAGGAGAUGCCAAUUGCUGGCAUGUGCUUAACGAGACCUUUUAAUGGCCACACCUUCAUGGAACCAAAUAAGGACGCCGAAGCAAAAAAGAAUAAUAAUUUUCUAAACCCUCUGAGCAAGAAUAUAUCAGAAAGAAGUACUGGCAACUUAACAAUGAGCAUUGGAGUUGAAGGAGAAACGAGAAAUGGAAGCAGCAUCUAUCCUGAGAGAAUAAUAAUGGGGAGGGAAUCAGAUAAUGAGUUCCAGCACCGAAGCACCAAUAAUAGAACAGAAGGGAUGGAAUUAGCAGUGGACGAAAAAGUUUCCGGAGAUUAUAGAUUGCCUUACUUUGCUACACCAAGAUUAGACCUUAACACCCGCCAAGAAAACGAAGGUGCAGCCAGUUGUAAACAACUGGACCUGAAUGGAUUCAGUUGGAACUGAUCGAUCAGCCCUUACAAUUCGACGUGCAUGGAGCAUGCAGAUGCAGCAGAAGAAGCGUAUGCAGAAAACAAUUGUGCAGAAAAUUUUGGAUUGUUUGUAUUAUUACCAUAUCAGUUUCAGAUUCUCUCUCAGCACAAUUGGCUAUAGAUGAGUAAAUUAUUUUAGAAAAAAAUGAAAUAAGUUGAAGCAACCGCUCAGCAAAAAUGCAGAUAUGAUCCAAGCUUGUUCAGAGUUCAAGACGUGGGCAAGCAGGAAUAUUUGACGUACUUGUAAGUUGUAACCUGAAUUUGCUGAUCAUGUUAGUUGAAUCAGAAAUGAAAUCAACAAUAAUCGAAAUUUGUCACAAA